Molecule: messenger RNA, 888 nt
Organism: Brassicogethes aeneus
Lineage: Eukaryota; Metazoa; Arthropoda; Insecta; Coleoptera; Nitidulidae
Source: the annotation of a GenBank genome assembly
UUUGUCAUACAAAAUAAUACAAUGUGGCAACACUGCACAGUAAUUUUAGUGUUGUCAAAAUCGCAUAACCUCAAAAUGAUAUUAAGUAUAAAUGAAUUUUUAUGAAGUGUGCUAAUAAAGCAAUAAAUUGUGGUAUUAAUUAGUAAUAAUAAUGUGGUUUUUAACAAUAGUUAGUUAUUUCGCAAUAAUUAUACAAAUAUUUUUCACAACAAUAGCAAUAGCGGCCGGAUUGUAUUACUUGGCGGAAUUGGUUGAGGAACACACUAUUGUUGCAAAAAAAUGCAUUUCGUCAAUGAAUUUGGUGGUUACUGUGCUUUAUGUGCUUUUAUGGUUACUGGAAAGUUUUCCAACAUCUUUGAUUGUUUGCGGAUUAACAGCUCAAAUUGUUCAUUUUAUUAUACUUAAAAACUUUCCCUUUGUUGUGUUUUUAUCUCCUCCCUUUUUGGCAGCUGUAACUUUAAUUAUUAUAAAUCAUUAUUUAGCAUUUUCACACUUUGGUGAAUUUUACUACCCCUUUUCAGAGGUAAUCGCCUAUUUCACACUAUUUUUGUGGCUGGUCCCUUUUGCACUUUUUGUAUCUCUCUCUGCAAAUGAUAAUGUGUUACCAACUUUAUCUGAAAGAGCAGAUGUGGAUGUAGUUUCAAACUACUUUUCAAAGAAAAACAAGAAAUAUGGACUUCUAACAUUUUUCAAUUAUGCCAAAGACUCUCUUCUUCCAGUCCGAUCAAAAAAAGGAUUUUAGUUUUGAAAAGUGUUUGCAUCAUUUUGACUUAAGUAUAAUCGCCCAUUAAUUGUUUGUGCUUUUAAACUUAAAUUAGCCAAUGGAAUAAAACUAAUUGUAAUAACUUAUUAUUUUGUAUAUAUUUUAUUUUGUAAAAUAUAAUUUAC